This is a messenger RNA of Strongylocentrotus purpuratus (purple sea urchin), 416 nucleotides long. RefSeq lists its product as uncharacterized. The record is from RefSeq and is a predicted model, not a curated record. Bases 1 to 384 code for a protein of 127 amino acids. NCBI's taxonomy places the organism in Eukaryota, Metazoa, Echinodermata, Echinoidea, Camarodonta, Strongylocentrotidae. The transcript is spliced from 4 exons.
AUGCAGGCCUCGCUGAAUGUUUCGCAAAUUCGGUGCGAUCAAUCGAAUUGCCAGAAUGGUGGGGCAUGUCCUUUUCCCGGUGAGCCUUGUGAUUGCCCAGCUGGUUUCACAGGAGACCUUUGCCAGAAUGCUCCUCAAGGAUUGUCGGAUAUAGCAAGCACUGGUAUUGCUCUCGGAGUUUUGAGUUUUGUUUGCGUCCUCGUAAUCUUUGUCUGCUGUGUUUUGAUACAAUGGGCCAGACGAAAUCAAGGAACAAAUGCAAUGCUCAAUGAAAGACGGUUUGAGGAUCCAAGUAGACGUAAUAGAGACUUCUACAGAUACGAGGGGCAGUAUGGUGUUGGUCAAGAAUUGUAUCGACUGGGAGGAACUGAUGCGCCGGUAUAAACAGCUUCCUUUUGCACGUGAUCAACGCUUUA